Messenger RNA from Paramormyrops kingsleyae, 3125 nucleotides. RefSeq names its product ligase IV, DNA, ATP-dependent (gene lig4). Gene Ontology annotation, cellular component: DNA-dependent protein kinase-DNA ligase 4 complex; DNA ligase IV complex. The record is from RefSeq and is a predicted model, not a curated record. Gene Ontology annotation, biological process: immunoglobulin V(D)J recombination; DNA biosynthetic process; nucleotide-excision repair, DNA gap filling. Gene Ontology annotation, molecular function: DNA ligase (ATP) activity; DNA binding; ATP binding. Lineage: Eukaryota; Metazoa; Chordata; Actinopteri; Osteoglossiformes; Mormyridae.
CAAUCCUACGCGGAAGUGAAUGUGGUGUUCCAUUCUUUUUCUCUCCUCUCACCAUUUCUACCUUCUUGUAUUGGUAUUUGGGUUGUCUUUUAAUGCUGGUAGUGUAACUACAUUUUGCAUAUUUUGUAACGCAUUCGGGUCUUGCAUACUAUAAUGGAAGAAGAACCAAGCAGUGCUGACACCUCUCAGAGUUCUGUAGCUUCCCAAGUUCCAUUUCUACAUCUGUGUUUGACAUUAGAAAAAAUACAGAAAGCUAAGUCUCGACCCGAUAAGGCCAAGUGUCUGUCAGAUUUUAUUGAUUCCUGGAGGAAAUUCCAUGCUGCCCUCCACAAAGAUAAUCCCAGAACCACUGAUUCUUUUUACCCAGCCAUGCGUCUUCUUGUUCCCCAGUUUGAGCGAGAACGAAUGGCCUAUGGUAUCAAGGAGAGCAUGCUUGCCAAAUUGUUUAUUGAGGUGUUGGGGCUUCCAAAAAAUGGACCAGAAGCGAACAAACUUCUGAACUACAGAGCUCCUACGACGUCUAAGGGAGAUUCAGGGGAUUUUGCCAUCAUGGCUUAUUUUGUCUUGAAGAAACGAUGCAUGAGUAAGGGAAAGCUGACUAUUAGGGAGGUAAAUGACUUCUUGGACUCAGUGGCUAUCAACAAUGCUGCUAAAAAGAAGGAUCUUGUCAAGAAGAACUUAUUACAUUUGUUAACACAGACCUCAGCCCUGGAGCAGAAGUGGCUCAUUCGGAUGAUUGUGAAAGACAUGAAACUGGGCAUAAGCAAGGAUACUGUACUCCAGGUCUUUCACCCAGAUGCAACAGAGCUGUACAAUGUCACUACAGACCUUUCCAAAGUGUGUCAGAAGCUUCAUGAUCCUACUGUAUCUCUCAGCGACGUAUCCAUCGAAUUGUUCUCAGCUUUCAAGCCUAUGCUGGCAGCUAUUGCCAACAUCAAGCAAAUAGAGAAACAGAUGAACAAUCAAACUUUCUACAUUCAGACAAAGUUAGAUGGAGAACGCAUCCAGAUGCACAAAGAUGGGGAUGUGUACAAAUACUUCACCCGCAAUUCUUUUGAGUAUACUCAGCAGUUUGGGACAUCACCAUUAGAGGGAUCUUUGACCCCCUUCAUUCACAAUGUCUUCAAGUGCCAUGUUAAUAGAUGCAUCUUGGAUGGGGAGAUGAUGGCAUACAACCCCACCACUGACACGUUCAUGCAGAAAGGUAGCAAGUUUGACAUCAAAAGGUUAGUAGAAGAUUCUGAAUUGCAGACCUGCUUCUGUGUCUUUGAUGUUCUUCUAGUUAAUGAUCAAAAAUUUGGACAUGAGACACUGAGGAAACGUUGUGAUAUUCUGAAGACCGUCUUCACCCCGCUUAAGGGGCGAAUUCAUUUAGUGCCUAAAAUUGAAGCUAAAACCAUGCAGGAGGUGGUUAAUGCCUUAAAUGAAGCCAUUGACAAUCGUGAGGAAGGGAUCAUGGUAAAGGAUCCCAUGUCUACAUACAAGCCAGACAAGCGAGGAGAGGGGUGGCUCAAGAUAAAACCAGAAUACAUGGAUGGUUUGAUGGACGAGCUUGACCUGUUGAUCCUGGGGGGUUACUGGGGAAAAGGUUCCCGAGGUGGGAUGAUUUCUCAUUUUCUGUGUGGCCUCGCUGAACCUCCAAAACCCGGAGAGAAACCAACGGUGUUUCAUUCAUUGUGCCGCAUUGGCUCAGGUUACACUAUGAAGGAACUGUAUGACCUGGGCCUAAAGCUUGCUAAGCACUGGAAGGUCUUUCGCAAGAAUAAUCCUCCAGCAUCCAUACUGUGUGGCACCGAGAAACCAGAAGUUUACAUUGAACCUUGCAACUCGGUGAUUAUUCAGGUCAAGGCAGCUGAAAUAGUGUAUAGUGAUAUGUAUAAAACAAACUGCGCUCUGCGUUUCCCCAGGAUAGAGAGAAUCAGGGAAGAUAAGGAAUGGCACCAGUGCAUGACGCUAGAUGACCUUGAUCAGUUGCAGAGCAAGUCCUCUGGGAAGCUGGCAUCAAGACACCUGUAUAUCAAUGAAGACGAGCCCGAUAAGAAGAAGCGGAAGUUUGUGGCAAAACCCAAGAAAGCCAUUGGCAUUGUUGACCACUACAAAUCCCAAGACCUGUCCAGCGUGACCAAAGAAUUCGAUAUGUUUGAAGACGUGGAGUUUUGCAUCAUGAAUGGGAGUGAAGAGCAUCCCAAGGCUGAGCUGGAGAAAGGAGUGGCGAAAUGUGGUGGAAUCAUAGUACAGAAUCCUGGCAAGGACACCUACUGUGUCAUUGCAGCUGUCGAAAACCUGAGGGUGAAGAACCUGAUUUCAGCUAAUCAGCACGACAUUGUGUGGGCAUCCUGGCUGCUGGAAUGUCUGGAAAAAAAGGGUCUGGUACCAUGGCAGCCCCGUCACAUGAUUCAUAUGUCUCCAUCCACGCAGGAACAUUUUUCCAAGGAGUAUGACCAGUUUGGUGAUAGCUAUUAUGUUGACACUGAUGUACAGCAGCUAAGAGAAGUUUUCUCCAGAGUAAAGACCUCAGGGCCAGAAGUGCCGUCCAUUUCAAACGUGGAGGCGAGGUACGCCUUUGAUGACUUGCCCACCAGCAUGUUCAGGCCUUUCGCAGUCUAUUUCGACCGCUGUGCUGACAUCGGGGACACCAAGAGCCGAAUACGUGGGACGUGCUUGGACACGCGGUCACUGGAGCUUUGCUUCCAUGGAGGAACCGUGGUAUCGGCGCUUGCAGAAGGGGUCUCUCAUGUCAUUGUUGCAGAGGACACUCGAGUCCAGCAGCUAAAAAUGCUCCGACGCAUUUUUGCCAAAAAAUUUAAAAUUGUGAGAGAAUCCUGGGUGACAGACUCUAUCAAAGCAGGGCAUUUGCAGAAUGAUAAUGACUACCUAGUAUAAUGUUUAAAGUCAAUGUGCAUUAAAGUCAAUGCACUGAAGACUUUUUUGUGAUUGGUAAAGUUCUGUGAAUGAAGAACGAAUAAUUAGGAACAUGAAUCUUAUCUUACUGACUGCAGUGGUAUCCUGUAUUUGUUUAUGAACAUGUGGAUUGGAGGAUUGGAACAAAUCUAAAGUUUUUGUAUAAUAAAAAUGUGCAUUUUAGAUGUAUUUGUGCAAAAGAAAUAAAAUUUUGAUUGAUUCUU